AUGAUGCACAUUACAGCUCCUUUCCUCUCCCCUCUACAGCUUGCCAGCAAAGCACGGACAGAGAAGGAGGAGAAGCUGAGCCAGGCCUAUGCAAUCAGCGCUGGUGUUUCCCUAGAGGGCCAGCAGCUCUUCCAGACCAUUCACAAGACUAUUAAAGACUGUAAAUGGCAAGAAAAAAACAUCGUAGUCAUGGAAGAAGUUGUUAUUACACCCCCCUAUCAAGUGGAAAACUGUAAAGGCAAAGAAGGGAGUGCACUGAGCCAUGUACGCAAAAUAGUUGAAAAACAUUUUAGAGACGUGGAAAGCCAAAAGAUACUGCAGCGUUCACAAGCCCAGCAACCACAGAAGGAGGCUGCCCUGUCAUCCUGAGUCCACACACCUGGAGGACUCUUCCAAGAUCCAGCCCGGGAGGCGGCCGUGGCUGCAGCGGAGCAGGCCGGGGGAGGGGAGGGAUCCUAUAGUUCCUAUUGGCUCUUGUUAACGAAGGGCCAGCGUUUCCAAAUCUUAGACUUGAACAAACAAAACACCCAACACAAAAGAACAAGAGAAUAAUUUAAAAGUUGAAUCAUUACUUGACUAACCGACUGCGGUCCACCGUGUCCUUUCACAGCCCCUUCUGGAACAGUCACCUUGUUAGUUUUAUUUUUGAACAUGCCCAUUCCUUCCCGCUCUGCUCUUCCGACUCUUGACUUUUCCUGUCCUGGGUCUGUUCCCUGUUCUUCUGUUUUUAUAAGUGGCUACACUUGCCUUCUGAGUGAUUGAAAGAAACUUUGACAUCUUCUCUCCCAAAAUAAAAGUAACAAGCUGACUGUGA
This is a messenger RNA of Echinops telfairi (small Madagascar hedgehog), 814 nucleotides long. Its product is annotated as protein LSM12 homolog. Lineage: Eukaryota; Metazoa; Chordata; Mammalia; Afrosoricida; Tenrecidae. The transcript has 4 exons. Bases 1 to 369 code for a protein of 122 amino acids. The record is from RefSeq and is a predicted model, not a curated record.